Molecule: messenger RNA, 190 nt
Organism: Lepidothrix coronata (blue-crowned manakin)
Lineage: Eukaryota; Metazoa; Chordata; Aves; Passeriformes; Pipridae
Gene: UBL5
Product: ubiquitin like 5
Exons: 2
Coding region: 47-190 (47 amino acids)
Biological process (GO): protein modification process; mRNA splicing, via spliceosome
Cellular component (GO): cytoplasm; nucleus
Molecular function (GO): protein tag activity
Source: RefSeq, a predicted model, not a curated record
CUCCCCUUUUCCCGAUUUUGCCCCCUUCAUUCCCAGCUUUCCCAGGAUGAUCGAGGUUGUCUGUAACGACCGGCUGGGGAAGAAGGUUCGGGUCAAGUGCAACCCCGAGGAUUCCAUCCGGGACCUGAAGAAGUUGAUCGCGGCGCAGACGGGCACCCGCUGGGACAAGAUCGUGCUCAAGAAAUGGUGA